AAUUCUUUGGAUUUUUGCUUUGUCAUUUCAGGGUGAAAAUGUUUUAUGACUUAAUAUAUACCUUUUGUGUGUUUAUAUGAGAGUAAAGCUCACCAGAUAGCGUAAAUACUGAAACAUAUGGAUGUCUGGUAGUUUAGGCCUAACGAUUCUGUUUUAUGCAUUUGGUACUUAAGAAUAAAGGGAAAACUUCGAAGGAAACGAUAACCCAAGAUUCUGGAAAGCAUGAAGGUCACGGUGACAACACUUGGAGAUGACAUUUUUACUUUGGAUGUAAGUGAUGACAUGGAACUAGUGAAUUUCAAAGCUCUAUGUGAAUAUGAGUCUGGAGUCCCUGCAACAGAAAUAGUAGUAACCUUUGAAGGACGACCCUUACUUGAUGAUAGACAACCAUUAAAAGGAUAUGGAGUGAAAGAAGGAGAUGUUCUGCUUAUCCAACAAAUUGUCCAUCAAAGACAAAGUGGAAAUCCGCAGCAAACUUCAGGUUUAACGUUUCCAAAUAUUGACUUUGGAAACAUUCACAUACCACCUGUGGGACAAAAUCAAAGAACACUAGAUACUGAGAACCAGAAUGAUCCUGCACACAUAAGAGAAGUAUUACUAAAUAGUCCAGAGCAGUUAGCCCUACUAAAGCAUAACAAUCCUCAUCUAGCUGAUGCCCUUCUCAGUGGAAGUGUUGAACAGUUUACCUCAGUUUUACAAGAACAACAAGAGCAACGAGCAAGAAAAGAACAACUUCGAAUUCGCAUGAUGAAUGCUGAUCCAUUUGAUGCUGAAGCCCAGCAACUGAUUGCUGAGGAAAUCAAACAACAGAAUAUAGAUUCUAACAUGGAAGCAGCUAUGGAGUAUCAUCCAGAGAGUUUUGGGCAGGUAGUUAUGUUGUAUAUCAACUGUAAGGUGAAUGGUCAUCCAGUGAGAGCCUUUAUAGACUCAGUGCAAAUUCAAAUUGAGAAUGACUUCCUGACAUCUUCUUUCUCUGUCUUGGAAGACCAGCCUAUGGAUAUGCUAUUAGGAUUGGACAUGCUCAAACGACAUCAA
Limulus polyphemus (Atlantic horseshoe crab) is the source of this 1035-nucleotide messenger RNA. RefSeq names its product protein DDI1 homolog 2-like. The transcript has 7 exons. Gene Ontology annotation, molecular function: protein binding; aspartic-type endopeptidase activity. The record is from RefSeq and is a predicted model, not a curated record. Gene Ontology annotation, biological process: proteolysis. NCBI's taxonomy places the organism in Eukaryota, Metazoa, Arthropoda, Merostomata, Xiphosura, Limulidae. The annotation marks the transcript as partial.